Pseudozyma hubeiensis SY62 is the source of this 336-nucleotide messenger RNA. RefSeq lists its product as hypothetical. The record is from RefSeq and is a predicted model, not a curated record. The transcript has 2 exons. Lineage: Eukaryota; Fungi; Basidiomycota; Ustilaginomycetes; Ustilaginales; Ustilaginaceae. Bases 1 to 336 code for a protein of 111 amino acids.
AUGCGCUGCUUGAGACUAGCACGCAUUCGAAACUGUGCAGCCUCGUCUGCUUUGCUUUCGGACGACAGUGACAAGCGACAAUUCCGACAUGGUAUCCAACUCAUCAAGCACUGCUACCUCGGGUGGCGAUCAGGUUGGAGUCGCUUCGGAACCAGCCCCGCCUUCAACAUCCGCAUCCACUUCUGUGCCUACCGCUGCUGCUCACAGCACCACUUCGCAAGAGCCUUCGUCGCUCGCCGCCUUCUCGCCCGUUGGCACCAACAGCAACGACGUGACGGCCAACCACGCAAGCGCCUCUGCCAUGUCAACAGCAGAAACUGCGACGGGAGCCGCUGA